Molecule: messenger RNA, 1198 nt
Organism: Penaeus monodon (black tiger shrimp)
Lineage: Eukaryota; Metazoa; Arthropoda; Malacostraca; Decapoda; Penaeidae
Product: C-type lectin 37Db-like
Exons: 6
Coding region: 368-1090 (240 amino acids)
Biological process (GO): biological process involved in interspecies interaction between organisms
Cellular component (GO): external side of plasma membrane
Molecular function (GO): carbohydrate binding
Source: RefSeq, a predicted model, not a curated record
GUGUGAAAGUUGGUUGCCCAGUUGGUAUCCCACAGCAGUUCGGGACGGUUGAACGAGGAAUGUGGUAGUUUAUCAUACACGAAAAAUAUAUAAACUAAAGAAAGAUUUCCGGAAAUUCUAUAAGAUAAGAGGAUAUUUAUGAGUACAGUGUUGUGCGGACCGUAAUUGCCAUAGGUCCUUCCCUCAUUACCUGUCACACGCUGUUUAUGAGGGAAACAGUGCCCGGGAAACUGCUCAAAGAUGACGUUAUGAUAAUACACAGAACAUACGCUGAGGAACAGGAAAAAACAAGAAUAAUUCCAAAGUUAAAGUGAUUUGAUACAAGCUUUAGGAUCAUCUGUUGGAUUAUUAUCUUAUCUUCGUCAGAAUGAGGAAGUCCAUAGAAUUCUUGACUUUACUGCUGGCUCUUGUCACCCAGCUCGAUGGGCAAGGACUCGGCAAAGAAUUACGAAGCCCGACGGCAAACGAGCUAAUAGCACAGCUGCUUCUGCGGAGGGCCCAGUCCUCGGCCAAUAAGAGGCCAGGCAGAGUUCCUCCCGGCCCGGUCUUCAGCCAACCAAAGCGCGCCACGAGUAGCGACUCUAGCCAGUCAGAGAUCGUGGAUUUGGAGAAUCUGCUUGACACUGGAGCUUGUUCCGGGUCGGGCUGCGGCGAUGGAGAAGAUUUCGCCUCCCGGUGGACGAUGCCCCUGAUGCGCCUGGGGGACAAGAGAUACUACCUGGGGAUAUUCUUCAAGGCGAACUGGUACAAAGCAGCGCAGUAUUGUCGGUUCCAUGGGAUGCAUCUUGCUGGGGUCGAGACAGAGAGGGAGAAUCGGUUCCUGGAGCAACAUAUACAAGAAGCAGGCCUGGGCCACGAGCACUUCUGGACGUCCGGGACCGACCAGGGCGAGGAAGGGCGCUUCUUCUGGAUGUCCAACGGCCGCCCGAUCACCUUCGACAACUGGAACGCCGGCGAACCAAACAACUUCCAGUACGAGAACGGAGAGAUGGAACACUGCCUGGAGCUGUGGAACCGAGACGGCAAAGGCCUGAAAUGGAACGAUAGCCCUUGCUCCUUCGAGACGUUCUUCAUCUGCGAGGUGGCUUGAGGAAUGGCGGCCGCGAGAGGAGGGGCCCGUUUGCUGCCCUGAGAGCAAGAAGGAAGGAGGUGGACGUCUGUGUGUUCUCUGAGAGAGAGAGGGAGAGAGUGAGUGGAG